AUGAAUGAAAUCCCUUUUCCUGGUAAUGGCGAUUCACCACAUUCGAUGGAUGUUGACCUCGACGAUGAAGACGAUGAAUACGAAUUUGGUAUUGAUAUUCCAUAUGAUGAAGAAUUGGAAUUAGCUUUACAAGCUGCUGAAUCUCAACCUAAUCUCGUUCGCACUGAAUCUGAGGAUGAUAGUGCGAAUGUGAUACAUAAGCAAGUCACAAGGGAUAUAGAAGAUCUACCAAUCCAUUUGGGCAUCAACGGUCUUCCGGGACCACUAGUUGGACCGGAGGGAAAAGAAGAAGAAGGGGAGAGAGGAGGAUCAGGGUCAGGAUCAGGAGCAGGUGAAGUCGAUGAAGGAGGGAUAGAAAGAUUAAGCCCUUUUGAACAAUUCAGAAAGAAAGGUUAUUUGAGUGUAUCGGAUUUAGUUGGUCCUGUAUGGUGUGAAACUCAGUAUGAUUAUCGAUUGAGAACACUACCAUUUCUACCACCCUCUCAAAGACCUGAUAUAAUCAAAUCGACUGCAGGGAAUGAGAUAGUCGUCAAUAAACUAAAAGUGGAAGAUAAAGAAAAAAUCCUCAAGAGAGGAGAGAAAAUACAUAAACGAUUGGAAAGGGAAAUACAUCCUGAAGAAAUCAAGAUUCCAAUUACAACUCCUGAAGAUAUUUGGGGAUUAAGGUUCUUAAAUAUGCUGGCCGCUUUGGAAUCUUUAUUGACUUUAGGCAAAUGUCGUGAAUUACCUGUAGUAGGCUUUGUUAAAGGUAUUUUAGUGUAUGGUGUUAUCGAUGAAAUUGUUCGUGAACCCAUACCGAUAUCUUCGUCUGAUAAUCCUGAUAAUUCAACUACGUCUCAAACAACUCUCACAUCUUUCUUUUCACCAUCCAAAGCGAAAAAUGAUAAAGCAGAUUCACGUCGAUCAGAUAUCACUGUCAAACCAAAAACACAUAAAUUGUUCGUAUCAGAUUCUAAAACUAGAGCUUCAAACGUACUUCCAAAAGAAGAAGAUACAUUAGCAGGUAGAUUACAGGUUAUGUUAUAUAAAGAAUUGUUGGAUUCCAUCUUACUUUAUUCGAAUAGUAAUACACCUAACUCCAACUCCAACUCCGCGUCAGUCUCAAAUCUGACUACGAUUUCAAACUCAAAUCCGAAUGCGAUGUUAGCAAAUAUCGGGAUCGCUAAUUCAUCAUCAAUAUUGCCCAGUCGUAAUCCCUUUUCGUGGGAUACAAUAUUCGAUCAUUUACACCUGAAUCCACUGAAUUCUUUCUCCGAGGAAUUCUUGAAUCAAGGUCAACUGGUCGUCAUAGGGAAUGGACUUCGUUUUGGUUCUGAUCAAGCUAAAACAUUGACAGAUAUGCAAAUCAUUCUGGGUAAAUACAUCGAUGAAUUGGGACUUGGUACACCCACACCACCUUCGAAUAGCAAAGUCAAAGGGAGAACGAACACGAAAGGAAAAGGCAAGGAGAAGCAAAAUGAGGAAGGAUGUAGAGGUAAAACAGAAGAUCUACUGAAGUUAGUAUACAGACGGGCGGGAGGCAAGAAGAAACAGAAACGUACACGCGAAAGAAAGAAUAAACGUCGAAGACAAAGUACGAUAGAUCAAGCUGGACAAGAAAAAGAAGGUGAAGAACCACCGCCGUCUCUGUUCUCUGUGGACCCUAUUGAGAUGAAAGAUGGAGAUGACGCGAUUCAAGUAGAGGAAGAACGUUUGAUACAACUUGCAAUCACUGAAUCUCUAAUACCGACAUCUAAUAACCUUGCACCUGUCGCCACUGACGGGAUUGAACUGGCCAAAGAAUCGGAUUCUUCGAUGAUAUUCGAGAGGACUGAAGAACCCGAAAGUAAUUCAGAUACGCCAAGACCACCCACUCGAGCUAGCGAAAGGAUAUACUGGGGUGAAGAAGAAGAUGACGAUGAUCAAAAAGAAGAAGACGAACUCGCUUGGGCCGUUGAAAUGAGUUUGAAUCCAGAUUUAGAGAAUGACCAGACUCUCGAGAACGACUUGGAAAAGAGUGAAGGGACAGCCGCAGUCCUAAAGACACCUUCGUCUUCUCAGCCGAUCGAAUCACAACUAGAUCAUGUGUCAUCACAACAUCCAAGUGAAAACGGUAUAAGUCCAAGCAAACAGGCACCUUCUUCUCCUUCUCCUUCACAGAGAGAUGAAGGAGAUAAUCUACCUUCAGGAUCAAUAAUAGGAACACAUCGAUUCACCCAUUCACCUUUAACUCUAGCUAGACAUUUGGAAAGCGUACUUCAGUUUUGGUUGGGAGAGAGAGAACCUUCAGGUGUCACGUUGGAAGAAACUAGGAGAUGUGGUUGGUGUGAAUUUGAAGAAGGUUGUGAAUGGAGACUGAAAAAGGCUCAAGAGAUUUGGGAGAAAAGGAAAACAUAG
This is a messenger RNA of Kwoniella shivajii, 2376 nucleotides long. RefSeq lists its product as uncharacterized. NCBI's taxonomy places the organism in Eukaryota, Fungi, Basidiomycota, Tremellomycetes, Tremellales, Cryptococcaceae. Gene Ontology annotation, cellular component: mitochondrion; nucleus. The record is from RefSeq and is a predicted model, not a curated record. Bases 1 to 2376 code for a protein of 791 amino acids. Gene Ontology annotation, molecular function: single-stranded DNA 5'-3' DNA exonuclease activity. The transcript is spliced from 7 exons. Gene Ontology annotation, biological process: interstrand cross-link repair.